UAUGCCAGUAACCUUCAUCCUUCAAAUUUGACCCCAAAAUUUGAAUAAAUUUAAUUGUGAGAGUCUCUUGUGAGAAAUUCAAGAGAUAAAUAAUGUAUUCCAAAUCAGUAACAGAUUUAUCCAAACUUUCCAAGGAUGAAGUCAAACGGUUUCUAGAUUCCUUCGAUACAGUGGUCACUGACUGUGAUGGGGUGCUCUGGAUCAUGGGUAAUGCCAUUCCCGGCUCAGCAGAAGUAUUACAAAAAUUACGCGAUUUAGGAAAGAGAAUUUUUUAUGUAACAAACAAUUCUACGAAAACAAGGAAUGAAUUUUUAGAUUAUGGGAGAAGCAUGAAUUUUAUCAUUAACAAGGAUGAAAUUAUCAGUUCUGCAUAUCUCACCGCUUGUUACUUGAAAAGUAUAAAUUUUCAAGGAAAGGUAUAUGUUGUUGGGUCAGAAGGUAUCUCUCAGGAGUUGGACGAAAUUCACAUUAAACAUAUAGGAGUUGGUCCCGAUCCAUGUACAUCACUACCAGACGCCUUAAAUUUCGUGAUUGAUCCCGAAGUUAGGGCUGUUGUAGUGGGAAUGGAUAAGUAUUUUUCCUAUAGUAAAAUGUUAAAAGCAGCUACUUACCUCAAUAAUCCUGAAGUGUUGUUUAUCGGAACAAACACUGAUGAGAGAUUUCCAGCCAGUGGUUCGAAAAUAUUGCCAGGUACUGGAUCAUUGUUGAGAGCUGUUGAGUGUUGUAGCUUACGAAAAGCAACCAUAAUGGGAAAACCAAGCUCGUAUGUCGGUACUGUGUUGGUUAAUGAACAUAAAAUCAUUCCAGAGAGAACUUUGGUUAUUGGGGAUAGAUGUAAUACGGACAUAAUACUUGGUAGUAGAUGCGGUUUCAAAUCGAUGCUGGUUCUAACAGGUGUAACGUCAUUACCAGAGGUACAGCAAUAUAAAAAAUCCGAGAAGGCUGAAGAUAAAGAACUUGUUCCAGAUGUUUAUCUUAGAUGUUUGGGUGACCUUAUGCCAUUUUUAGUUGAGUAACUUUUUUACAGAGAAAAUUCCAGUUCAGUUGGUAAAAAUUAAAUGUUUUAGAAUUUUAUUGUGAAUUGAUUGAAAUCAAUAAAUUCAACCCUAUC
Messenger RNA from Coccinella septempunctata (seven-spotted ladybird), 1111 nucleotides. Its product is annotated as glycerol-3-phosphate phosphatase-like. Gene Ontology annotation, cellular component: cytoplasm. The coding region runs from base 93 to 1016 and encodes 307 amino acids. The transcript is spliced from 6 exons. Gene Ontology annotation, molecular function: phosphatase activity. Lineage: Eukaryota; Metazoa; Arthropoda; Insecta; Coleoptera; Coccinellidae. The record is from RefSeq and is a predicted model, not a curated record.